UCGUCAUCAUGGAUCUUCCGUGUCCGCGGUGGCAAAAUCACAUUGCAGAGAAAUGGAGCAGACUCGAUCCUGAGCUAAAAGAAAAAUUCACUUCUCUGCUUGAAGUAGAUGAUGUUUUCAAAUUUGCUUCAAGUCUGACCAACCAACAUGAUCUGGAUUAUCUGCAGUCAGUUUCUGCAGGACAUUUGAUGAAGAAGGACAGAGAGGAAGCAGCCAGAUGCAGGGAGAGGGGGAACACCUGCUUCAAGGCCAGGGACUUUAAAGCAGCAGCRCUGCACUAUUCACAGGGGGUAUGUUUUGCCCCCCAGCAUUCAGAUCAGCUCUCUCUGUGCUAUUCCAACCGCUCUGCUGCACUUUUACACCUGCAGCUCUACCAGGAAUGCCUUGAUGACAUUGGCAGAGCCGUAAACAGCGGCUAUCCAGCUCAUCUUUCCCACAAAUUACAGGACCGUCGCACUCAGUGUCUGAAUCACCUUGCUGGAUGUGAAAUGACAGGAAAAGAUGAUCAGAAAUCUUCCUCGAAGAACAGUAAAGGUGUUGGGAUUCGUCCCCAAGUCUGUGUCGGCUACAGCUUGGACAAAGGGCGACACCUGGUGGCUGAGAAGAAGAUAGCAGCUGGGGAGGUGAUCCUUACUGAGAGGCCGUACAGCUGUGUUCUCAUACCAGGAAUGAAGGAGGUUCAAGGAAAUAAAGGAGGAGAGGCGAAGUUCGGAARGGAGCACAGGUGCUGUCACCGGUGUUUAGCUGAGACUCUGAGCCCCGUGCCGUGUGAGGGGUGCAGCUACAGCAGAUACUGUUCUACUUCCUGUCAGAGAGCAGCCUGGGGAGAGCAUCACCGCUGGGAGUGUCCACUUGGAGCAGAUCUGAUGGUGAUGGGGGUGAUGGCCCAGCUCGCCCUGAGGGUAACGCUGAAGGCUGGGUUUGCAGGCAUCCGAACCGCACGUCAGCCAAUCGGAGAUGAGCACAAGAAGUUAGCGCCAUCCAGCUGUGACCCUUACCUGACCACGUUUCACUUGCUGCACCAUAUAAACAACCAAAGCGCUAGUCUGCGCUUCCUGUGCGCAGUCACCAUCGCAGUGCUCUACUCGAGGCUAAGCAAGGAAGUUUCUCURCCCGGAUGCUCGUCAUCUGACGGGCCAAACGUGGAGGGAGGCGAUGUGGAGCUUUGGGUGUUGGGAAGUGCAAGUCUGAGGCACAUGCUGCAGCUGAGGUGUAACGCUCAGGCGAUCAUCACUCUGCAAGAUACAGGAGCAGAGAACUCCCACGUGCAGUCCAGAGAGGAGCUGCGUCUCGCCACAGCCAUGUUUCCAACUCUCAGCCUUCUCAAUCACUCCUGCUGUCCCAAUACCAGCCUGGUGUUCAGCACCGGAGCCGCUGCUGAUCCCCGUGGUCCACACGAAUCUGCAGAAAUCGGUGAAGGUCUUCCUGAGGACGAGCACGAGGCUCAUGGGGUCAUAGUGACGAUCAGAGCAGCGAGGGAUAUUACUCCUGGACAGGAAAUCCUACACUGUUAUGGUCCUCACYGCAGUAGGAUGGUGACCAAAGAACGCCAGCGCCUCCUGCAGGAGCAGUACUACUUCCUGUGCGAGUGUGAGGCCUGCAGCGUGCAGGAGGGGCAGCAGCAGUGGGACAGUACCAGGGGCAGCAGGGAUGGAUCUGGACUGCUGUGUUUAAAGUGCAAAAAAGCUCUCGAGAGAGUCUGUGAAAGCAGAGGUGAUUUUACAUGUCAGCAGCCAGCCUGCGGUCAUCGCAUGUCUUUAGCAGAAGUGAGCCACGAGCUGCAGGAGGUCAGGGUUGCUCUGGAGAGAGCGGUAGAGCUCAUGGAGACAGAAAAGCCAGAUGAGGCUCUGAGACUACUGAAAAAGACAAAAUGUCGGUCUGGAUGGAUCCUUGGAGAGACGCAUCCUCUGCAUGGAGAGCUGGCUGAUGCCACAGCCAGAGCGUACGCUUCCAUGGGCGACUGGAAAAAUGCAGCAGUCCAUCUGGAGCAGAGUGUUGUAGCUACUGGCUUCCAGUAUGGAGAAGACAGCGUGGAACUGGGACAGCAGCUUUUCAAGUUGGCUCAGCUCCACUUUAAUGGUGGUGCCAGAGAUGCAGCCCUUUCUGUCAUUCCUAAGGUCAGACACAUCCUCUCCCUUCACUGUGACCCAAKCUGCCCUGAACUACAGGAACUGACGGCCAUGGAGGAAUGUCUGCGAGGGUAGACUUACAGAAAUAACCUCAUGUCAUAUUUAUAAUUUUGUAUUUAAAUAAAAUGUUAGAAUAUGAAAACUUUCUGAUUGUAGACCUUAUGUGAGAAGAAAUAGUUACUGUUUAUAAAGUGUGUGUGCGUGUGUGUGUGUGUGUGUGUCAGACUGUGUCCAUCAGUAACUUUAAUUUCAUGCUUCAAUGCAUGACUCGUAGUCUCCCACUGCAAGACAACUUAAGCACCAGAGACUUCCAGGUUUCAUGUACUGUAAAUUAAAAAUAAGUAAUUGUGUGUUUUUUAUAUAUAUUUGUGAACUUUUUACACUUGUUUAGAAGUCUAUAAAAUAUUAAUAAUCGUGUGAAUGAAUCUGUAAAAUCUGCAAAUAUUCUCUGAUUCUGCACACAUGUGCAUCCUGCUAACCUUUAGAUGGCAGCAGUUAUCCGCAGACUGAUUCAAUUUCAUGCUCGAGCAGCUGGAAAGCAAGAUGAAGCUCUGACUCUUGAACCCACAGUGCAUGUUCCCCCGAGACCUUCAGCUGAAAAGUCUUUACAGGUCAGGUUUGAUUUUUUAAAGCACUGAUUGUGAGUAAUGAGGUGAAAUCAGAGGAAGGACUGAAAGAUUUGCUAGUUUUUAAGUAAAGAAAGAAAAUCCACGAUGAAAAAACACAACAAUGUCAUCACAGUUUGAAAUGUCAUGAGUAUUUGAAGGGCAGCCAAUCUGACAGGUGUGUCUUUAAAUGGGUGGCAUUUUGUAUUUUCCWGGCACAAUCAAUUAACUGUUYCCUUCAGUUGUWAUGAAAAMGCUGUAUUUAUCAAAAAUAAAUUAAGCUUCUC
This is a messenger RNA of Austrofundulus limnaeus, 3021 nucleotides long. It is a transcript of the gene smyd4, whose product is annotated as SET and MYND domain containing 4. Gene Ontology annotation, biological process: heart development. Gene Ontology annotation, molecular function: histone deacetylase binding. Gene Ontology annotation, cellular component: nucleus; cytoplasm. The record is from RefSeq and is a predicted model, not a curated record. NCBI's taxonomy places the organism in Eukaryota, Metazoa, Chordata, Actinopteri, Cyprinodontiformes, Rivulidae.